ACUGCUGUAUAAAGAAGGGGUCGGAGGCGACGGAGACGAGCCAGCGGUGGGAAUGAAGGCCGGGAUCCGGCGAAGCUAGUCGCGGCAGUUAGAUGCUUUGGUGAUCGGAAACUAUGCUCAGAGCUUCUGGAAUGAGCCUUGGGAUGGGUCGGAAAUUCGGUUCUGCUCGGAGGGACAGGCUGAUCGGAAACUUCGGUUGCCCAGCAGCUACGCUGCCGGCGGGUAGCGGCAAUAGCGGAGACCUUUUUGAGCUUGCAGAGGACGACGUUUGGUCGUCGAUUAUUGACGCGGCGGCAGCCAAAGAGGAGGUCAAACGACAGCCAGCGGCUGCUGCCGCCGCUAGCACCGGGAACCGGAGGUGGCCUUCCUCGUCCGAAGGUAGUCGCCGUGUCGGCGGGCUGUCAUUGGUGUUCGAAGAACCAGCCGGAGGCGGAAAACCUGCAGCCGCCGCAAGGAUCAUACAUCUCCGGCCGCCGGAGGAUCCUCCAACCACCAUGGUGCGUCACUCAGCGCCAGUAAACGUGCCGGAUUGGUCCAAGAUCCUCCAGGGCACCUCCACGGACUCGUCGCCGGAAUACGACGUAGGGUUCUCGCCGUCCGACAAUGAAGGGGAAUGGGUCCCGCCCCACGAGUACCUGGCACGCCACAGCACGACGAGCCGGAGCACGGCGACCUCCGUCUUCGAAGGAGUCGGGCGCACCCUCAAGGGACGGGACAUGAGCCGCGUCCGGAAUGCGGUCUGGCGCCAAACGGGGUUCUUCGGUUGAGUGCACACGCCUGCCAAAGCAGGGUACCUUUCCGGCGGAAUUUUGGGGAUAUUCUUUAGGAUUUGCUAUGAUUUGGCGUCCAUAAUUCGCCAUUGAGCCGUAGUGCUAGUCAUUGCUAUUUGGUGGGAACUCAGAUUCCGGCCACCUGGCGUUAAAUUCCGGCCGCCACCGAACGGUGGAGCGCCACCAGGAAGGAGCAAUUUCGUCUCUGGUGUGCCAACACCAUGGCAGAACACUGUAUAUUUUUGUCCAUUUCAACACCCUUGCGUAAUCGUGAUGUAAUCUACCAUUUUGCUCAAUAGUAGAUGGCCUAAUGUUUCUAAAA
Molecule: messenger RNA, 1092 nt
Organism: Nymphaea colorata (pocket water lily)
Lineage: Eukaryota; Viridiplantae; Streptophyta; Magnoliopsida; Nymphaeales; Nymphaeaceae
Exons: 1
Coding region: 114-767 (217 amino acids)
Source: RefSeq, a predicted model, not a curated record